UCGCAUUGAUGAGGUAAUAACAAACAUGGCGGCGCUCGGUACAGCACGGUGCCUGCUGAGGAGCUACUCUCGGGUGAAAAAUGUCCCAAAGAGCAAACAAAUAUUUCUCAAUUGUACCACCAGGACACUUUGCAGCGGAACACAAGAUAAUGGUAUGUUCUGAAACGGUUAACACACUCUUAAAUGUGUGAAUUUCCUCGCUAGAACACUGACCUUGUUGCCUGGUGGUGAUCCUCGGUGUGAAUGUCUCUCAGUUUUAAGUCUUAAUAUGACUGUUUGUGAAGGAUACAACACUGCAGGAGGAAUCUUAUUCUUUGUAUGAUCUUUGUACAAACUUGGCUGCAGUAUUGUAUCAGUUAAAACUAUAAUUUCAUCUCUACAUCAUGUCCAGUGUGUGUGUGUGUGUGUGUGUGUGUGUGUGUGUGUGUGUGUGUGUGUGUCUGUCUGUCUGUGUGUGUGGUUGACAGCGGUCCACCAUCCUGCUUUAACUUGACUGACUACAAUGAUGGAGGUGAAAGCUGAUAGAUUACAACGGUUUUUAGAUUGAAUUGCUAGAGGCAUUGCCGAUGUGCACUUAAUACUCCAAUGCCAACAAUGUAAAAUGUUGAAAUCAGGAUUUAAUGGUUAGCAAAUCAUGGAAAGCUUACAAGACAACAAAUCAAAUGUUGAGACUUAAAAAUGUAACUUUUAAUUCUUCUAGUGAUGCAUAUGUUGUCUGUUUCCAACAUUUCAAAACACUUCUAUACAGCUGAUGUCUAAGCUGCCAUUGUAUGCACAUAACUAAUGCAGCAUCUGUACAGCCGAUCAUUACGUUUGCAGAGAUUUUCAUAUCUGCCUAUACCAAUCUAAUGCUGAUGAUAUUGUGCAUCCCUGCUAAAAGCGUGAAAAUGAAUGAGGUUAAUUUGCAGCAGAUUAGUCACAUGAUUUGUUGUUUUCAGGGCAAGUGCUUAACAAGUGUUUCUUCUUUUUCUCCAGCCCCUUCAGAAAGUGCAAAGCCCCAGUUCACAGAUCCAGUUGUUCAGGACAUCCUCACAAGGAUAACAGGCCUGGAUGUGCCGAGAAUUCUUAAACCCCUACAGCAGGAGCGAAAGCCCCCCACGUAUAAACUCAUGACGGAUAAGCAGCUGGAGCAGGUGCCCUUUAAAUAACUCAUGAUAUCUCUUCUCAUCACACAUACACCUCACAGUAAGACUUACUUGAUCCAGUAUCAUGUGUGUGUGUUUCCAGGCAAUGGAGUUAGCUGCAGAGCAGGCGAAGUCGCAGCUCAAAAUGCCUCCUGUACUCCCUGAGAGGAAGCCCAUCCAUGAUGUGCUGUCUGUGGACAAAGUCCUGGAUGGCAUGGACACAGCCAAAUAUGUCUUCACAGAUAUCACCUAUAACAUCCCGCACAGGGUAUGCACACGGUUUAAUUGGUUUCUGUGCAUGCUUGAAACUGACGAUUAGAUGGAGGAGUGUGAGAUGCAUGCUGCGUGUUGAUUCAGGUUUUAUAGCAUCAGUGAAAGCAGAGAUUUGAUUAAAUUCCAAGACAUUUUGGAUGUUUUGUACCUGUCUUUAUCCAUUUAUUUACAAUUCACCAAGUCUACAGUUGAUUUUAUACCUUAUUAAUUUUUGACUUCUACAAAAAAAUAAUAUUAAAAAUUUCAAUGUUUGCUUCUAGACUACUGUAUAAACUGUGGUACUUUCCCUAGGAGAGGUUCAUUGUUGUGAGGGAGACUGAUGGGACCCUACGGAAGGCAAACUGGGAGGAGAGAGACCGACUCAUUCAGGUCUACUUUCCCAAAGAGGGACGAAAACUUAGUCCGCCUCUCAUCUUCAAGGAGGAAAACCUCAGGGUAGGAAACCAUUGAGUCUUAUCUUCAUCAGAGACCUUUUCUUUUCCUUCAUUUAUUUGAGGGUCUGAACUUUCACACAGCUGCUUUCUGAUUUUCUGGUUGAACCUUGAUCUUGAACCAUGUCUUAGUACGCUCACCGACCCAUAUACGGCACACCAAAUUUAAACUUGUACUGCAGUGUUUACAGCAAAAGAGAUGGUAACUCAUGUUCAGACAGGGACAGAUACUCCUUAGACUUUAUGGGUACUACUCUCCAUUAUUUGGGCUAUAGAAAUGAAGGCAUGACAUAAUGGAUGUUGAAAGAGGAUAGUUUUUUUAUUCUAGUUUCUUUGGGCUUGACCCAAUAACUCGGAUCCAGCCAAGUGGCUGAUGUCUGGUUUUGUCAACAGUAGAGUCUGGCGUUCCUGUGUUUGUGCAUUCACAGGCUUUGUGUGCGGUAUCCCGGUGAAGCUCAGACAUGCAGACAGCAGGGGAGAGAAGCAGCAGCUAAACAAGUCAAAAAUUCAGCACAGAGAUUAUGAAUUAGGGGACUGUUUUGGUACAAAUAUUUACAGGUUGACAUGGCUCUUAGUUUGUUCUAGUGGCUGUUAAUUUGUGAACCUGGGUUCCUCUGUUUUGUAUUUUUUCAGUCUUCCUGGUAUUAAUUUCUAUGUAAUACUCCACUUAAUGUUACAUGAAGAGAAAUCUGAGCGAGUCUACAGUCUGAUUUAUCAGUGCUGCACCUUAUAUGAUAAUAAAAGUGAAUACAUAUGUGGAGUGUAUCACAUUAAAUCUUCUUUUAAAAUGUUAGACCUCUUCUAAAUUUUUGUAUCUUUCUGUCUUUCAGUGCAUGUUUUUGACUUCUCUUUGCAGGAGAAACACAUAAUGUGUUACUAAUAAUAAAAACAAUGACUCUGUUCUAUUCAAGGGUCCCAGCAAGAUAUGCGAGUGAGACAGGACAUCAAGAUGCACAUUAUAGAAACCAUGAAACUAGACCAGAUAGAUGGAAUGCGGCCAUUGUUAAAGUUACUAGUAACAUCUGUGCCUCUCAUGCCGGGACAUGUCAAAAUGUGUUCUGAGAAGAGGGUCUGCUCUUUGAAGCUUUGAAUUGCUCCUGUUUUGGUCUUUAUAGGACAAAGUGUACAUCCACAGGGUUAGAGAAAAAUCAAGUUCUUCUGCGUGCAUCAUGACUGUUCCAGUGUGAGCCCAAAUCCCUGUGCUUUGACUUAGCUUAAGGUCAUGGAUGGGUCCAGGUUCCUGGUACUGCAUAUGUAGAGGUCACCAGAAUCGGGUUCAAGUUACUUUAUUUGUACUUGUUGGUAGAUUUGUUUUGCUGCUGGCUGAUGACAUCAGGUUUGACGUUUGGUUACAAAACAAAUGCAACAUGACACAUAAAACAAAACAACCUGAAUAAAAAAAAAUAUUUAAACAUGAUAAAAAGUUCUCUAGACUCCACCAAUGAAAACUGAAGUCACGUAGAAUAAAAUUAGACACAUUAGUAAAUAAAAUUCAGGAAAAUAAGAGGAUAACUUUGGUACGUCUUGUUCAGCUCAGUGAGCUGCAGCCCAGAGCAGCAGGAACAAAACUGUUUUUAUAUCUCAUAACUAACGCAUGACUCAGUGGGACUCAUUGAUGGGAAGGCUGGUUUUGCUUUCUGGAUGAUUGGCCAAUGUGCACCUAAUGGUGUCGCCCAACCAGGAACUUCUCUUUAAGCGACUAAGUAGUUCCUGUGGCGUUUUUCACUCAAGUCCUGGGGAGAGCAUGCAAAUCAGUCCAAUGACGUCCAUUCGGCAGGUGAAGUCAUUCGCACAGUCUGUUAUUCAAGUCUCUGCAGAACUUUUCUUUACAAACGUUUUCACAGAUCAGGUUUGCAGCAGGAAAGCUGGAUUAGAUAUCAAAUGUCUUUAAGUUGCAGGAGGUGUUGCUCUUGUGCUAUCGCCCUCUGGUGCCUCUCUCUGCUCAGCUGUUGUCUCAAUGUGAUUGAACACUGGUUGUUAAUGAAUCCCCUAAUAUGGAAAAAUGUAGAUAAAACUGAGUCAUAACUCCUGUUUUGAAAAUUCCUGGGUCUCAGUCCUAACCCCUGAGCAGAAUAUUGUAUUGACCCGGUACUUGAUUUAGACCCUGGUUUCUGCAGUUAAAAAGUACAGAGAGAGGAACCUCAAAAGGUUCCUAGUUCCUGUGGAAAGUACCUGCGGUCAAAGCAUCUAUAAUAGUGGUCUUGUCAAGCUCUGUACCAUGAUGUCUGUGAAGAUCAGGAAGUCCUCCAAAUGUCUAAUCAGGCCGUCUAAGUGGAAACACUUGUGUGGCUGUCCAGCGAGGCUCUCACUGUAACGUUUUUUGACCUGUGUUUCUACAUUAGAUGGUGUUUUCCCAGGACCGCUAUGAGGAUGUGUUGGACCUGUGUCUGGUCCAAUUCGAGCCCGACUCCCCAGAGUACAUAAGGGUAAGAUGACAUUGAUUCUUCUGUUAUUUUAACCUCCUCACCAGCUGUAGUGAAAUCUGUGCUCUGUGUGGAGCGUGUUGAACCAUGAAAUUUCCACAGUGGGUUUCUGUGUUUGCUUUGGGCCUCUUUUAUAGAAAAUGUAAAACUAGAACAUGAGUGCAGAUUGGACAUUUAUGGAUUUGAUGUGAAAAGGAUCUUAUUCCUGUAAUGUGCUGUGUGUGUGUGUGUGUGUGUGUGUGUGUGUGUGUGUGUGUGUGUGUGUGUGUGUGUGUGUGUGCAGGUUCAUACACUUACCUACGAGGAGCUGGAAAAACAUCAGAAAUACAAUCUCCUGCGUUCUACCAGACAUUUUGGAGGCAUGGUGUGGUAUCUGCUCAACGCCCGCAGGGUGGACGGGCUGAUAGUGGACAUGCUGAAGAGAGAGAUGUGAGUUUGUGUGGACAUGUGAGAAAUGCACACUAACCUUUUCAAUGUCAUCCAUUCCAACCGAUUAAACACAUCAAUCUUUUAGCAGUGGCUGGUCAACAGAGAGCACUCGAGCAACAGCCCACUAAUCACCAAAAGGAAAAAUAACUUUUGAAAAGUUACCUCAUCAACUGGAAUAUACGACAACCCUGAUAAUAAGAUGACCCCUUAGCUCUAUCUGGCUGUACAGAUCAGUUUCCGUUUAUUGUAACAACUAUUAAAUGUGAUCACUGCACCCCUAAUUAAAGCAGGUCUGUAUUUCGACCUGAAGUGCAUGAAUCUUGUGCCUUGGCCCCCCUUUGAUUCUGACUCUUUCCACCUCAUUACAUGAAUACAAGCUAGCUGUGAGGCAAGGCAAGUGUUCCUGAACUUCAGCCAGCAGGUGGCAGCAGAGGGAUAUUUCUUACGCUUCAUGAGGGGAGAGUGAAAUCUGCAACCAUGUGGUACAACAUACCUGAGAAACAGUGCUGGAGCUCCCAUUUGCUGACCUGUAAUAAGUCUGUUCACACUUUGAUCACUUCCCAAAAACACAGAGCUUUUUAUACAUGUAAGGGAAAAUAGAUAAAGGUCUUUACAUUUGGUGAAAUACUCUGUUUUGUUUGUUGUCACACCUUCAUAAUGAGGUAUUUAAUAAUGAGGAAGUUAAAGCCUCAAUUUAACAUUCGGUUGGAUUAAAAAGUACCUGAACUUUUUAUCAGCAGACUUUGACUCGGAUAUUAUGAUAAGAUAAGAUAAGAUAAGAAGAACUUUAUUGAUCCCCGAAGGGAAAUUCAAUUGUGUGUUGUCUCACAUAAUAUGUCUCUAAAAGUUAUCUAUUAUUUACAUAAGAGUUAUAAAGCCUGAUGGCUGUUGGUACAAAAGAUCUUCUGAAUCUAAGGAUGUCAGCAAGGAAGGAAAUUAGUUUUUAAUUAAAAUGCAAAAUCACUCUGCAUGUAUGUCAGUAACCUUUUUCUGUACCUACUGACCAGUAUGGAUUUGUGAAAAGCAAAAACAGCCAAUUCUUUGUUUAUAUGGUUUUGAUUUUACAGUGAUAUCUCAAUGUAUUGUGGUUGGUAUUGACUGACUGGAAUAAAAAAACAAACAAACAUAUUUUUGUCAUGUUAAAAUGUUGAAACUCAAAUUUAAAUUCACAGAACUUUGUGAAAUUGCUUUGCUGAAACUUUGACGGGCAAACCUGUAGAAGCUACAAGCAAAACACACCGUUUACUCAUAGUUAGGUCAUUUUGAUGUGCAGCAUUUAGUGUUGUUUUGCACCUGAGCAAACACAAAACUCAUCAAAAGUAGACAGCAUACAGUAGAUUUGCAUGUAAAGUGUCAAACACCCUGCCUAGCUCAGACAUGUAAGCAUCUAAGGAAGACUUCCCACACAGUCAGACGUGGCAUAAAAAGGGGAGAUGUGUGUCUGUGUCCUGGAUAAAGGUGGUUUUGAAACAUGUCUGAAGUUAUAAAAGCUAAAUUUCCUUGUGUCUUUAUGCACAUACUGAGCCGUUGAGUGCUGGUAGAGUUCUUGACUAAAAGUGUUUUUUCGUGUGUGUGUUUUUCAGGCUUCAAGAUGCAGUGAGCCUCGUGUCUCUGUUUCACAUGGUCCACCCUCACAGUGAGUCAGCGCAGGAAGCAGCCAGGCAGCAGGCCACUGGCACCGACUUACUAAAGGUAAAAACACGGAAAAAAACAAAACAAAAAAAACAGAAAAUAUCUGCUAAACCACUUCUUUGUUUUUCACUUUUCUGUGUUGCUAUUUGAUCUAAAAAUCGAUCCAGGUCGUAUAAAUAGUGAUCACUGGGGUAUUGAGGUAAAUCAGGAGUCAGUGUAGCUCUUAGCAGGUCACGUGAAGGCCGCCGAGUUUCAGGUUUCUGCUGAGAGAGGUUUGGGUUUGUCUGCAGCGUGGGAACCAGGGGGCCGAGCCAAGGACACAUCAGGUCUUAUUAACGCUCGCAGCCCUUUGGCCUUGAAGCAGUGGGAGUGACAUUGAUAAUGACAGCCAUUUAAUGUGAAAGGUUAGCAGCAGGAGACACGGGUGUCUGUCUACUAUCACACGAGGCCUCUCGUUCAGUCACGCUCCAUUACAGCGCACAUACUUAGCUGUGUUUUAUUAGAGCGCUACUAAAACGGUGAAUACUCUGAUUGUACUUAUAGAUGUUUUCGCUAACCCCAACCACUCAGAACUGGGCGUGCCGUUUCUCUCCUACGCUUUGCUGACCUCUGACCAUUUUCCCCGCAGAUCUACGCCCAGAAGGAGUCCCAGAGGUCGGGAUACAUUGAGCUGGCCCUGCAGGCGCAUGAACAGAUAGAUGUUCAGAGCUCCUCCGCCUGAUGAGUCUGCACCUAAAUAGCUGUGUACAAAUUUCUACACAAAACAAUAACCAGAAAAAAACAGGCUGAAACUCACCUGUUUUCAAUGUACUGAAAGAAUUAACUUAGAAACUGCAAACAAGAUGGAAAAGUUAUUCAUUUAUCACUGAAGAGGAGAGUUAUGAACAUCCUGUGUCAAACUUAAAUGUUUGUUUCCAAAUGAUGUACUGUACAUAAAAAUAAAACGCUUUGUACCUGUGUGAGGUGAUUCUGGAGAAAAA
This is a messenger RNA of Xyrichtys novacula (pearly razorfish), 7292 nucleotides long. NCBI's taxonomy places the organism in Eukaryota, Metazoa, Chordata, Actinopteri, Labriformes, Labridae. The record is from the annotation of a GenBank genome assembly.